AUGCCAAGCAAUAGUUUUCGGGCAUCCGACAGUGUCUCCGGCCGUAUCCACCAGGCAGCAGAUUCAAAUACAAGGAUCGACGUUGAGUCAUCUCGUUUCUCCACGUUUGAUCCUGCACACAUCACUAAGCUUGUAAGAACAAAAGAUAAAAAAUGGCUUCGAGAUCAUGGAGGUAUAGAAGGCAUGGUGUUAGUCCUGGAAUCAGAUGUGGAGAAUGGCAUCAGAGGUGAUCGAACUGACAUUGACAGCAGAAGAAAAGCCUUCGGUUCUAAUCUUCUUCCCGAGUAUAAUCUGCGAAAAAUAUUUCACCGUCUCGCGUUGGAAGCAAUUAGAGAUCCCAUGAUUGUUGUUUUGUUUAUAUGUGCUGUGCUUUCUCUAUGUUUUGGCAUUCAAAAACAUGGCCUAGGACAAGGAUGGCAAGAAGGGGUGACAAAAAUACUUGCUAUUCUUGUAGUGGUAAUUGUUUCCUCCAGCGGAAAAUUUUGGCCAAUCAGUCAAUGCCUUGAAUUUUCAGAUAUCAGCAGCUAUAUUCCUGAAACUGAUGUUGUGAGAAGCAGUAAAUGGCAGCGAAUUCCAAUAUGUCGUGUUGUUGUCGGAGACAUAGUUUUUCUAAAGCCUGGUGAUCAAGUUCCAGCUCUACCUAACAAGUAUCUACCGACAAUACUACAUACAGAUAUGACGAAGACAGAUGGGCAAAUUGAUCGAAUCGAAGUGGACGCACACGAGAAUCCAUUCUUGUUCUUUGGCAGUACAGUUGGGGAUGGUUAUGCCAGAAUGCUAGUAACAGCAGUUGGCAAGAACGUAAAGCACCAUGGGAUUUCUUUGAGGUGGUCAUUAAUUGACGAGCUCAAAAGAAUCACCUCUAUAGUAGGCAAAUGUGGGAAGACAGUUGCUCUUCUGACAUUUAUGGUGUUUUUGUUGCGUUUCUUGACAGGAAAACUAUACGAUGAUAACGUAAAAAGGGUGUCUUUCGGUGGAGAAACAAGAAUUCGUGAUGUUCUUGCUGUCCUUGUUGGGAUUCUGGCUACUCCAACAAUGAUUGCUUCGACAUCUAGGCCAGAAGAUUUGGUUUCGGCUGUCAGAACCUGUAUUGCUUAUUCAAUGAAGAGACUGAUGAAGAGUAAAAUUCUUGUGAGAGAACCCUCAAUCUGCCAGGCAGUUGCAUCUGUCACCACUGUCUGCAUGAAUAAAACUGGAACCUUAACUAUGGAUUCCAUGGAGGUGACCAAGUUCUGGCAAGGUUUAAACUCCAUUGAAGAAGUUCAGCAUAAUUUGAUUGCUCCAAGUGUGCUUGAAUUACUGCACCAAGGAAUUGGUUUAAACACUACUCAACCCCCUUCAAGGUCUUCAAUAUCAUCUCCUACAAAUUCAACUGAGAAGGCAAUUUUUGAGUGGGCUGUUAAGCAGUUAGGGAUGGAUGUGGAAAGUCUGAAACAAAGCUGCACAAUUCUUGAAAUUGAACCCUUCAAUUCGAAGAAUAGGCAAAGCGGGGUUUUGAUCAGUAAAAAUGGAGACAAUACAAUUCACGUACAUAGAAAGGGAGCUCCAGAAGUGAUAAUUCCAAUGUGUUCUCAUUACUAUGAGAGUACUGGAAUUGUGAAAGUGAUGAACAAAGGUUCCAAAGCUUUAUUUGAGCAAAUUCUUGAAGGCAUGGCAGAAAAUGGCCUCAGAUGUAUAGCUUUCGCUCACAGGAAAACAUCAAUAAGAGAUUAUUUCACUUUCUCUCGACAACAACUGAUUCUAUUAGGCCUUGUCGGAUUGACAAAUUCGCGUCGAAGUGGGACAAGACGAACAGUGGAAGAUUGUCGUAGAGCUGGAAUCAACGUCAAAUUGAUCACUGGAGAUAGCAAAGUAACUGCCAGAAUCAUGGCCACUAAAUGUGGAAUAAUUGAGCCUGAUUACCAGCCUGGUGAAGUAAUAGAUGGUGAGGAAUUCCAGAAGUUUAGCUCAGAAGAGCGAAUGGCAAAAAUUGAAAAUAUCUGCGUUCUGGCAAGAGCCACUCCUGAUGACAAGUUACUUAUGGUCCAAUCUUUGAAGCAGAAGGGCCAUGUGGUUGCAUUCAUUGGACGUGGCAUUGGAGAUGCACAGGCCCUCAGAGAAGCAAAUGUAGGACUUUGUUUUGGAACCCAAGGGGCAGAAAUUGUUAAAGCUUGCUCUGCCAUUGUCAUGUCAUACAAAGAUUUUCCUUUGAUCACUGAUAUUUUGAGAUGGGGCAGGGGAAUAUAUGACUGUGUCCAGAUUUAUACUCAGUUUUUGCUUAGUGCAACUGUCGUUGCUCUGGUAAUUGACUUUGUGAUGUCAGUUUCAUCUAGUGAACCCCCUGGUUUGGAUGCUGUGGUAGCUGUUUCAACAGGAAAAAUUCCAUUUCCAGUGUUUCAACUUUUGUGGAUGAAACUGAUCGGAGGUACUUUAGCAGUUCUUGCACUCAUUAUAGAGAAACCGUCUCAAGAUGUUAUGCAGAGGCCACCGAAAAACUUGAAAGAGCCACUAAUGACAGCCAAAAUGCGUAACAAAAUUUGGGCUCAAGCAUUAUAUCAGAUAGCCAUCUUUCUGGUGCAUGCCUCCUCUGGGAAACUUGAAGUUGUCAAUGUUCAAGCCUAA
This is a messenger RNA of Fraxinus pennsylvanica, 2601 nucleotides long. The record is from the annotation of a GenBank genome assembly. NCBI's taxonomy places the organism in Eukaryota, Viridiplantae, Streptophyta, Magnoliopsida, Lamiales, Oleaceae.